Molecule: messenger RNA, 1140 nt
Organism: Gadus chalcogrammus (walleye pollock)
Lineage: Eukaryota; Metazoa; Chordata; Actinopteri; Gadiformes; Gadidae
Product: heparan-sulfate 6-O-sulfotransferase 3-B-like
Exons: 7
Coding region: 1-1065 (354 amino acids)
Cellular component (GO): membrane
Molecular function (GO): heparan sulfate 6-sulfotransferase activity
Source: RefSeq, a predicted model, not a curated record
AUGGAUGAUAGAUCCAGUAAGCUGCUCUUGGUUCCCAUCCUGGCGGUGCUCUUCGUGAUGAUCGGACGCAGUCAAGAGGCGUCGCUCAACCCCGCGGCUCUCCCGACGCGGCGGCCGGGACGCGUCCUUCAGACGGGCCGCAGGGCUCGCGCGACAGACGGCGUCGGAGGGGAGAUGAGAGGCGACAACAGGUGUCAGGGGUCUGAUGAAUGGAGGCGAGGCCCCAGUCGUUUGUCUCCUGCUGCGCGGCCGGCCUCGGGCGCCCCGCCCUUCGAGGGGGGGAGUUCCAUUUAUGUUGUCUGUCUUCCCGUGUGCCGCAGGAACUUCUACUACAUCACGAUGCUGCGUGACCCCGUCUCCCGCUACCUCAGCGAGUGGAAGCACGUGCAGCGCGGCGCCACCUGGAAGACCUCGCUGCACAUGUGCGACGGCCGCUCGCCCACGCAGGACGAGCUGCCCACCUGCUACAGCGGCGACGACUGGUCGGGCGUCUCGCUCACCGACUUCAUGGACUGCCCCUCCAACCUGGCCAACAACCGGCAGGUGCGCAUGCUGGCCGACCUCAGCCUAGUGGGCUGCUACAACCUCUCCUCCAUGAACGACAGCGAGCGCUCCCAGAUCCUGCUGACCAGCGCCAUGAGCAACCUGAAGAACAUGGCCUUCUACGGCCUCACCGAGUUCCAGCGCAAGACGCAGUACCUGUUCGAGCGGACGUUCAGCCUGCGCUUCAUCGCCGCCUUCACGCAGAUCAACAGCACGCGCGCCGCCAACGUGGACCUGAGCGAGCCGGUGCGCCGCCGCAUCGAGGAGCUGAACCUGCUGGACAUGCAGCUGUACGAGUACGCCAAGGACCUGUUCCUGCAGCGCUUCCAGUUCAGCCGCCAGCGGGAGCACCGCGAGGUGAGGCUGAAGCGCCGCGAGGAGCGCCGCUGGCUGCGGGAGCAGCGGGAACAGGAGGAGGAGCAGGGGGAGCUGGAGGAGGAGGAGGAGGAGGAGGAGGAGGAGGAGGAGGAGGAGGUCCCCGCCACCACCGAAGACUACACCAGCCAAGUGGUCCGCUGGUGAGACCCCCGCAGUCCCUCUGCAAAUAAAGAGGGAGGGCGAGAGCGCUGGGAAGCAUAUGAAAGCAAUCGCUGAAGG